Messenger RNA from Penicillium daleae, 984 nucleotides. Its product is annotated as alpha/beta hydrolase. Lineage: Eukaryota; Fungi; Ascomycota; Eurotiomycetes; Eurotiales; Aspergillaceae. The transcript has a single exon. The record is from RefSeq and is a predicted model, not a curated record. The coding region runs from base 1 to 984 and encodes 327 amino acids.
AUGGAUGCCACUGCCAAUGAAUAUGCCACUUCUCCCACCAGCUCCUCGACUACGCUCGACCCCAUCGCCAUCGCGGCCAGAGGCAGUGAAAUCAAAGGUCUCGACAUCUAUCAAAAGACAACAGACGAUUUCGAUACACCCAGAGUAGAAGAGCUCAUGUCCCAAAUGUACGCCGACCAACCCAGCGGAGGCACAGACAUGACCUACGGAAAGACAGACACCCAGCGUCUCCGCUUUUGGAAUGCCAACUCAACCACAGCAUCUAAAUCAUCUAAAGCCCCGGUCAUCGUCUUCGUUCAUGGAGGUAGUUGGCGAUCUGGAACGUAUAUCGAUUCGAUCGGGUCCACGAAAGUUGGCCAUCUGACUGAGAAAGGCUAUGCGUUCGCGAGUGUCAACUAUACACUCAUCCCCACCGUGACGGUAGAAGAACAAGUACAAGAGAUAGCCGAUUCGAUCAGCUAUCUAGUUGCGCACGCAGCCAGACUAGCCAUUGACCCGGAGCGAGUCAUCCUCAUGGGUCACAGUUCCGGCGCACACGUCGUCACUCUACUAGGAACAGACACAAGCUACCUCCAGCGAGCGGGAACCAGCAUCUCCAUCGUGAAAGCCGUCAUCGGCCUAGACGGUUCAAACUACAACGCCGCCGCAGAAAUCAUCGAUAACCCCGGACAAAUCGCAGAGCACAUGAUAUCUGCUUUUGGUACGGAUCUGGAUCGGCUACGUGCCGUGUCGCCGACCUAUCAUGCCCGCGCGCCUAAUGCCCGUGCGUUCUUGCUUCUGCAUACUCAUAGACAUGGAGAUAUUCGACAGGCAGUUGAGUUGGUUGCGGCGUUGGAGGCUGCGGGUACUAAUGCCGUCGUGCAUGUUUUUGAGGGUCAGGGGUUUGAGGGCCAUAUUCAGAUACUGCUUCGGCUGGGCGAUCCGAGGUAUCCUGCGACGGUGGUGAUGGAUCACUGGCUUGAGAUGAAUGUCCCGGUGAAUUGA